CGAUUUGCUGGAAUGCGGGCCUUUGCCUUCCUCGCCACUUCAGCGCACGCGUGCACCCUCAUUGCAGUCGGCUCCAAGGCCACCAUUGAUGGCUCUGCCAUGGUUGCCCAUACCAACGAUGGCAUGCCAAGUCCCAAUGACCUCCGCUUGGUGCGCGUGCCAGCCAUGAACCACUCGAACACUUCCCAGCGCAGCGUAUACAACUACCUCGUUCGUCGGGGAAACCCUCGGCUUGUGACGGCCGAACGUGGGCCCGGUUACAUGCCUCGAAACGGCACCGACCAAGCUUUCUCGAUUCCCACGGGCUACAUUCCUCAAGUCCCCACCACUUAUGCGUACUGGGAUCAUGAUUUUGGCAUGCAGAACGAGGUGCAGCUGAGCAUUGGUGAGUCCACUUGCGCCGCCAAAACAGUCGGCUAUCCAGUUGACGUUCCGAACGGGCGAAACCUCUUCGACAUUGACGAACUGAGCAAAAUCGCCCUCGAACGAUGCGACACUGCUGUUUGCGCUGUAAAGACGAUGGGCGCACUGGCCGAGGAGUUUGGGUUUUACGGCGAGUAUUCAAAGGAUCCCUUGGUGCCUGCGUAUGCCGGCAGUGCUGAAGCAUUGAUCAUUGCCGACAAGUACCAAAACGUGUGGAUCUUCCACAUUCUCACUGGCGCUCACAACUCAGGGGCCAUCUGGGCCGCGCAGCGCCUCGGCGACGACCAGUUCACGAUCGUCCCCAACACGUUUGUGAUUCGAACGCUCAACUUGACCGACUCGGCCAACUACUUGGCGUCGCCCAACGUGUCGGCACAUGCGUACGCGCAAGGAUGGGCAUCACCAGAGGAACCGUUUGACUUUACGGCGGCCUACGGGUAUGCCGCGCCCAAUUCAAGCAAACCGCUGUAUGGGGGCCGUCGCAUGUGGAGAGCAUUCAGCAUCGUGGCGCCGUCGGUAUCGCUGGAUCCAGACGUCGGCUUUCACGUCCGAGUCCCGACGUACCCGCUGUCAAUCAAGCCCGACGUGGCGAUCUCCCCAGAGGUGAUCAUGAACAUUUUCAGCGAUUACUACCAGAACACCACGUACGACUUGGCCAAGGGCGUGGCGGCGGGGCCAUUCCACGAUCCCGUCCGAUACACUAGUCGUGCCAACCACCUGCGGGGCAACUGGGAGCGCUCCAUGUCGUUGGCGCGCACGACCCACAGCUUUGUGCUGCAAACGCGACCGAACAUGGCGGAUGGAAUCGGCGGCGUGGCGUGGUAUGCGCAGGGGGUUCCAGCAGACUCGGUGUACUUUCCCAUCUCAUGUGGCCAGACCACGCUGCCAACCGUGUUCAACCAAGCGAUUCGAUCGAAAUUCGACACCGAGUCCACCUGGUGGGCGUUUCAGUUCACGACCAACUGGGCGCACCUUCGCUACGACCUCAUUCACCACGAAAUCCAAGUGCAACGCCUCAAGUAUACCACUUUAGCAAGGGAGCUUCAGCAAUCCACUGAAGCAACCUCAACCUGUCGAUCGCGCAAUCUGUCGACCUCGGACUGCGUGGCGUUGGUGGAAUCGGCGUACAACGAGUUCAUUGUGACCACGACCAACGCGUGGUGGCAGUUUGCAUGGCGCUUGGUCUCGUCGUUCAACGCCGGGUACGAAUUCUUCAACGAGUCGGCCACGGGGGGUCGCAGCAUCGGGUACCCUGCGGACUGGGCCAACCAGACCGAGUACGUGUUGUAUCCGCAGCACUACCACCCUCCAGCGCAAGUGGCGGCAGAAGAGAACAGGACGGCUGCCGUGGACCCUGACACGGGUGUGCUGUCGAUUGUGGUCGGUGGAUCGAGCGCUCCAGUUGAAGCGUUUUCUCUGUCCAGUGGGUUCUUACUUGGGUUUUUGUGCGGCACGAUGUCGUUGUCGCUGGUGGUGGCGGCGGUCGCGCUUGUCAGUCGCGUGCGGCAGGAGGUGGCAUCUCCCAAGGCUCCUGCUAGUGUGGAAGAGCAAGGUGAACCUGCCCAGGGCGACAAUAAGGUGGUAGCCGCUACUGAUUCUGCUAUAGUCUAA
Molecule: messenger RNA, 2034 nt
Organism: Aphanomyces astaci
Lineage: Eukaryota; Oomycota; Saprolegniomycetes; Saprolegniales; Verrucalvaceae
Exons: 2
Coding region: 13-2034 (673 amino acids)
Biological process (GO): proteolysis
Molecular function (GO): dipeptidase activity; cysteine-type exopeptidase activity
Source: RefSeq, a predicted model, not a curated record